Messenger RNA from Diversispora eburnea, 334 nucleotides. Lineage: Eukaryota; Fungi; Glomeromycota; Glomeromycetes; Diversisporales; Diversisporaceae. The record is from the annotation of a GenBank genome assembly.
AUGUUAUUAGGAGACCUUGGAGCGGAAGUGAUAAAAGUAGAAAAUCCAAUUACAGGAGAUGACACAAGAUCAUGGGGUCCCCCUUGGGCAAAAAAUUGUGAUCCCAAUGAUAAUUCAUUACCUGAGAGUGCAUAUUUUUUAUGUGUGAAUAGAAAUAAAAAAUCGAUUACUGUAAAUUUAAAAUCACCUGAUGGUAUCAAAAUAAUUAAAGAAUUAGUAAAGAGAUGUGAUGUAUUGGUAGAAAAUUAUUUACCCGGAAAAUUAGAUAAAUUGGGUUUAGGAUAUGAUGAAUUAAGUGAAAUCAAUCCUCAAUUGAUUUAUACUUCGAUUACUG